GUACCAUCUUUUCCCCCUGCCGAUCUGUUCGAAAAAAUAAGUAUCAUCAAUUGACGAGAACGGAUAUGCACGGAAAUCAUGUGCAUACGGUACAGCGAUAAACGUAACCGUCGAGCAACAUAAGUAACAAAAGUGAGGACUGACGUCAAAAGUGCGAGAUAGAAAAAAAAUUACAAGAAUUCGCGUGUUUGGUACACGAUUCGUUGCAAUCAUAGAUACCAUAUUCGAUAUAUCUAUGUUCUAACGUGUGACAUCCGUCGUCAUUUUCCAACUACCCUACGUACAAUUCGUCGAUUGAAUUGAGAUAGCGAGAAAUACCGAGAGGCUCGAUACAUACGGUGAGAGAAUACGUCGCGUCUGCAAUAUGAGAAUGAAGGUGAACGCCGAUUUUACGCAACUAUUGGCCAUUUGGAUUUGCGUCAUUUUAAAUUUCGCUUAUGGAAGUGUGCGGAGCAAAGUACGAUGUUCCAAAGAGGCCAUGGCCGUUGACAUUGUGAGGAGUAGCCCUACCGCCGGAAUAUAUCUGCAAAAUUUAAAAGACUACCCAGACGAGGCGUGCAAGCCGAAAUUGAGCGACGGCGUCGCGACUUUUUGGCUAUCUCUCGAGGAGGAGGAAUUUUCGCGAUGCGGGUUGACGAAAGUUUUCAACACGGUGACGGGUCAGAAGGUCUACUACCAUCGUGUGAUCGUCGACGAUUCACCGGCCAACGGAAAACACGGUUUCACGGUGAAAUGCGUCAUCACCGAAUUUACGGUUCCCGCGCCGGGCAAUUCAACGCAGAAUCGCACGGUAAUCAACCGUAGAAGUCUUCCGGACAACUUCGAGGAGCCAGACGUUAUCGACGUGAGCAAGGAAUUUCUCGGGGAAGCCCCCGUACCGAUUUUAGGGGUCGGCGUCCGUCAAGGGGGAAAUUUGGUCACCGGAGAACUGAACGUCAGCCCAGGUACGCCGUUGCAGAUGGAAAUCUAUUUGGAUGCAGUGUCGGCGCCGAUUUAUGGCAUUCUGGUAACUUACAUGCAGGUCUCGGACACGAAGAGUCAGGAAGAAACUAUCAUAUUCAACGGGUGUUCCGUGGACCCGUAUCUUUUCGAGAAUUUCAACACGAUAGACGGCGAUUUUUUGAACGCGAGAUUUCGGGCGUUCAAAUUCCCCGAGAGCACGUACGUGCAAUUUCGAGGAACGGUCAACGUGUGCUUGAACAAAUGCGACGGGAACGAAUGCAGCAACGGGCAGGUUGGAUACGGAAGAAAAAAGCGAUCACUUUCGGGAGCUACAAACGACAAAAAUAACAUAUUCAAAGUCACGAUGUCUAGAAUUAUAAAAGUCGACUUCGAGGGAGGCGAUGUUGCGGACAAAGCGUUGUUGGAAUUCGUAAGGGGUUGGAAAAAUGAUAGUAAAGCUGGGAGACCGCCGAUAACCAAGGAGGUAAUUGGAGAGCAAUUCAAAUACAGUGUGAUAGAAUCUCAAACGAUGAGUGGAGAAUCGUUUCUAAAAGCGACAAGUAUUUCAGUUAUUCUGUUAUGCCUGUUACAGGUUCUUUAAUUACGCAGGUGACUCAUCGUAUUUUAUUUUAUUAUUCGUAAAUUUUUCUUUUAUAUCAUUUUCUUCUACCCCUCCUCUCUCUCUUCUCCUCCACUUAUCCUUAGAAUAAUAUGACUCAAUGACUCGAUCGACCAAUGAGAAUGGAAAAAAAAGGAUCAACUCGAAUUAUGUAAUUAAAGAAAUUGACUUUCGAAGUAUUGAUUUGGUUGCCAGGAGUUGAAAAAAAAAAAGAAGUUAUUAUAACCGGUGACAGAAUCUGGCAUUUCCAGAAUUUCCAGAACUUGGAAUCUUUUAUUUUGUGGAUAUAAUUUAUCGCUCGAUGCUUCUUCUGAUUGAAUUUUAAUGAUCAAUCACCAUUAUUGGUGCUGCAGACCUGUAUAUUGUAAUGCUCAUCCCGUGACUGUUUUAAAAUUCAUUUUAUAAUCAUUAUGAAAAAACCAUUGGGGAGUCAAAGUCUAUGUAAUAGAAUAAUAGUUAUGACGAUGAUGAUGGCGAUGAUCGUUAGGAAAGAAACAGAAAAGAAAGGUGGAAAACAAAACUUUAUAGAAAAAAAAUAAUAUCCAAGUAACAUCAUUGAGAAUAGAUAGGGUAUCUAUUCUCAAUGGUUACAUCAAUCACUUUGUGGACGACUUCAUGUGAUAAUAUAUUAACUAAUUUCAAUUUACCUAAAUGCAAUUUUCAUAUGAUAAUCAUAGCGAUUAUGUGUAUGCAGACAAUAAUAUGGGUAUAAGUAUAAGUAUAAUAUACCAUACAUGUGUAUCACUGCACGUUCGCGGAGCUUGCGUUGUGAUCACUGCAGGCAAAGGUUAAAUUAACAAUGCUAAUAAUAAUAGCAACAACCGCAAUCAUGAUCAUGAUAAUGAUAAUGAUAUUGACAAUAUUAAUGAUCAUGAUAACAUUGCUAAUAAAAAUUGCUUCCCUAUUGAAUAAUGGAUCCCUAUUUCAAGAAUCUCGAUAUUUGAGAAAGUCCAAAUACUAACAUAUACUAUGUAUAAAUUAAUUCUUAACGAUGACGAGUAUAACAAUCCUUGUGUAAUAUUCUUCGUUAUGUGACUGCUAAUUAAAUUUGUAGCUGAAGAGUUUAUAAGAGAUAAACCGAUGAAAUGAAUAAUUGGCUUUUGCAAAUGGGGAAUAUAGAAAAAUAAGCUAGUCGAUCGUGGGACGACUAAAGAUAUAAAUGCAUAUUGUUAUCAAUCCAUUUACCUAUGCAGGUAUAUGUAUAGUUGUAUACAUAGAUAUAUCCACUCAAAUAUUGGAGAAAACUAUAAAUAAAAUAUGUGAUUGUAAUUAA
Messenger RNA from Athalia rosae (coleseed sawfly), 2834 nucleotides. RefSeq lists its product as uncharacterized. Lineage: Eukaryota; Metazoa; Arthropoda; Insecta; Hymenoptera; Athaliidae. The coding region runs from base 365 to 1543 and encodes 392 amino acids. The record is from RefSeq and is a predicted model, not a curated record. The transcript has 8 exons.